UGCAACGAAAAAACACUGUGAGGUAGCACUCGUUGUAUGACUUAGUCUGACACCUUACUGCACAAGGGGCUGACAACGGUCAUGCAUCGCCACCGGCGGCAGCACCACUACUGCCUCCUGUCUGCGAUUAGUCUUUUAAUUUUGCAGAUUAGCUGCUCAUCAAACAACUCUUCCUACAACUACUACUACAACCAGUGCAUGCCUUCAACAUGCGGUCCAUCUGUUCUACAGUACCCCUUUGGCCAAAACCCUAUAUGCCGAAGCCCUAACGUAACAACACUUUGCGAGAACAAUACCCUCCUCAUCACCAACGAUCAAGAUCCCCACAUGGAAUACAAGCUGUUGCAGAACCUCACCAAGGAAGUUUAUGCUAGGAGAUUGAUCAGGGUUGUCGACGUAUCGGUCUUGGGUUGUGGAACCAUCCCUGAUAAUGGUUAUGACCACCAGAAGUGGGGAACUCUAGGGGUCUUCCGUUACACAAAUGAUUACCGACCAGUGACUUUCCUCAAUUGCACUCAGGAACUAUCAAAUCCGCUGAAGGUUCCUUGUUUGGAGUGUGGAGAUGAUCAUAAUUUCUGCUAUUUCACUGAUGAAAUCAUGGAUAGUGAGCCCACCAAAUACUGUAGCUCCUUCACAACUGCUAUUCCAUUUAAUGUAUAUUACAACUUGAGUGCGGUUAGGAACAUUAGAAGGGUACUCCAGGGGGGUUUCACGAUGGAGUGGGACGACGGGAACUGUGACCCAUGUCGCAUGGAGAUUGAUGGUGGCCGAUGUGGGUACCUUAAUGAUGGAGAAAAGAAGAGUGGUGAAGAGGUUUGUUUUUGUAACGAUGGAGUUCACAAGCACAACUGUUCCGAUGGGCUUCUGGUUGAGCUUGAUGGAGUGGCAAAGAGAGGCCAUGGAUUUAGAUGUCACACUCGACAAGUGAUUAUUGCUCUAGGGUUGGGAGCAGGAUUAAUGGCGUUCAUAUGCAUGGGUUAUUUUUACUUGAAAAAAAGGUGGAGCCAGAUUAAUGAUCAAGAUGACUUUGGGGGUGAAGAUGAUAAAGCACUAAGGCGCUACCUUGGUGGAGAUAAAACAAUUCCAGCUUCUAUAGAGACUUUCUUGCAGAAUUAUACGUUAGGAAGGCCUACUAGGUUCUCCUAUAAGCAGCUCAAGAGAUUCACCACCAACUUCACUCACAAGCUUGGUCAAGGUGGCUAUGGCUCGGUCUUUAAGGGGGAACUUCCCAACGGCUUAUUUAUUGCUGUUAAGCUUCUUAAUGACACUGAUCAGAGUGAGGCUCAAUUCCUCAAUGAGGUUCAAAUCAUUGGGCAUAUCCACCAUAAUCAUCUGGUCCGACUUUUGGGCUACUGCUUUGAACCUUCUAGACAGGUUCUUGUCUAUGAAUUCAUGGAAAAUGGAUCUCUUGACAAAUACAUCCAUGCAGCAGGGGAUGGCCAGAAGACAACAGAGAAGUUGAGUUGGAGUCAACUUCAUGACAUUGCAGUUGGAACGGCAAAGGGGAUAAUGUAUCUUCAUGAGGAGUGUAGAACUAGAAUAAUACAUUGUGACAUCAAGCCUCAUAAUAUCCUCUUGGACCGAAAUUUCCGACCAAAGGUGUCAGAUUUCGGUUUGGCGCUAGUCAUGAAUAGGGAUAAGAGUCAUGUCUCUCUCAGCCAUGGAGCUGGGACACCAGGAUAUGCUCCCCCAGAAAUUUGGUGGAUGAAUUGUGGAAUGAUAUCAGAGAAAUCUGAUGUUUAUAGCUUUGGGAUGGUGAUGCUGGAGAUGGCAGGAAGAAGAAGGAAUCUUAUGACUGAUGUAAGUAGUUCGAGUGAGAUGUACUUCUCCGAGUGGGUCUUACUGCACAAUGCAGAAAAAAAUUCAAGCAGUAGUAGUGAGGAAAGAGGGAUGAAGGAAAGGAUGGAGCUGGUAGCCUUAUGGUGUAUUCAGUUUGAGCAGUCUAUGAGGCCUUCCAUGAGAAGAGUAAUUGAAAUGCUAGAAGGGGAUGUGAUGAUUGAGAUUCCACCCAGCACCAUUCAAUCCACACACCUUAUCAAACAUUUGAGUGGAGAACAGCUUGAAGUUCAAGAUUCAAUGGAAAACCUCAAGUAGCUUGAGUUCUUCCGUUUUAUUUUACAGGAGAGACACAACAGUGAUACCUAGCUCUCACGCUUAAAUAUCUACAAGAGAGGAGUGAUGGGAAGAAUACACUAACCAUCCAUCUCCUCAUCUCCUGUAAGAAUAUAUAUCUGACAUAAAUCCUUCUUUUUAUUGAUCGAAUACAUAGUUUCACCGGAUGUAUUUAUUAUUACUAUUUUUUGUGUAAACACCAGAGGUGGCACUGGCAGGCAGGCAGGCAGGCAGGCAUCAAGCCAAAAAAAAAAAUGUUCAACCUACUAGUGCGGGCUCAAAAUUGGCGUGAUCGAUUCCUGUUCAAUUUUUAAUCCCCACUGGUCUGAUGAAAGUCGUAUGAAUGGCUUGGAGGGAGAUCUUUCAAAUCUUUCAAGAUUCACCCUACCUACUUCUAAAAAGAAAAUUGAUUCUUG
This is a messenger RNA of Macadamia integrifolia, 2528 nucleotides long. RefSeq names its product rust resistance kinase Lr10-like. Lineage: Eukaryota; Viridiplantae; Streptophyta; Magnoliopsida; Proteales; Proteaceae. The coding region runs from base 82 to 2094 and encodes 670 amino acids. The record is from RefSeq and is a predicted model, not a curated record. The transcript is spliced from 3 exons. Gene Ontology annotation, molecular function: ATP binding; protein kinase activity. Gene Ontology annotation, biological process: protein phosphorylation.